Messenger RNA from Onychomys torridus (southern grasshopper mouse), 2391 nucleotides. RefSeq names its product biotinidase (gene Btd). The transcript is spliced from 4 exons. Lineage: Eukaryota; Metazoa; Chordata; Mammalia; Rodentia; Cricetidae. Gene Ontology annotation, molecular function: hydrolase activity, acting on carbon-nitrogen (but not peptide) bonds, in linear amides. The record is from RefSeq and is a predicted model, not a curated record. The coding region runs from base 541 to 2115 and encodes 524 amino acids.
GGCCUCAGCAAGAAUACAAGAUGGGGAACCUUUGCACUGUUUUGUCUUGUCACAGCUCCAAGAGAGGUGCCCUGGAGUUGACAGGUAUGUCUUGGACUGUCUGUACCCUUGUGCUUUUGACCUUGGACUCAGAACUCUCCAUCUGGUGAGGUGGAAUGGCCAGAAGGAUCUAAUGGGAAGCAUUUCCCCCUCCCCCAAGGCAGCUGGAGAGGGCUAGAGUCAGUUUUCUCUUCCUCCAGAUCAAUUAGGUUCUGAUAAAAUCUCCCAAGGUUAAGCUUUGAUUACGGAGUUUCUUAACCGGGUGGGUCUGGGGAAGAACAGAACUUCUGGUGACUUCUCCUGACCCUGCAAGACGUGGGAGGCGGGCUUUUCUCUAAUCUCAGUGUGAAAAUCGCCAGUUCCUAGAGGCAUGCUCAGACUGGUCCCUGGGCCUGUCCAUCUCAGCCUCACCCAUGCUGAGAGCAGUCCUCAUUUACCAGUUAGGUUUCCUGCCAGGUUCUGGGGUCCAAGGAACUGCUGCUCCUGCUUCUCCCCUGAUUUAUGGUCUGCAUUAUGUCUGGAGCCCGCACCGCGCCUGCUCUCUUCCUUCUCGGCUGUUCUGCACUUGCGCUGGGCAUCGGCUUGGUCUCACCCGAGCACCGCAAGGCUGAGUACUACAUGGCUGCUGUGUACGAACACCGGUCGGUCCUGAGCCCGAACCCUCUGGAGCUCAGCAGCCGCCAGCAGGCUCUGGAGCUCAUGAAGCAGAACCUCGACAUCUAUGAACAGCAAGUGAUGGCUGCAGCCCAGAAGGGCGUGCAGAUUAUAGUGUUCCCAGAAGAUGGCAUCCACGGGUUCAACUUUACAAGGACAUCCAUUUACCCAUUCCUGGACUUCAUGCCAUCGCCCAGGCUGGUCAGGUGGAACCCAUGUCUGGAGCCCUUUCGGUUCAAUGACACCGAGGUCCUCCAGCGUCUGAGUUGUAUGGCCAUCAAGGGACAGAUGUUCUUGGUGGCCAAUCUGGGAACAAAACAGCCUUGCCUUCGCAGUGACCCCGGGUGCCCACCUGAUGGGAGAUACCAGUUUAAUACAGAUGUGGUGUUCAGCAACAACGGGACCCUUGUUGACCGUUACCGGAAGCACAACCUGUACUUCGAGGCAGCCUUUGAUACCCCUGCCAGCGUGGACCUCAUCACCUUCGACACUCCCUUUGCUGGCAGGUUCGGCAUGUUCACUUGCUUUGACAUCCUGUUCUUUGACCCCACCAUCCAGCUCCUCAGAGACGCUGAGGUGAAGCACAUUGUGUACCCCACAGCCUGGAUGAACCAGCUGCCACUCUUGGCAGCCAUUGAAAUCCAGAAGGCAUUCGCCACUGCCUUUGGUGUCAGCAUCCUGGCAGCUAACAUCCACCAUCCGACUCUGGGGAUGACUGGCAGUGGCAUACACACCCCUCUGAAGUCCUUUUGGUACCAUGACAUGGACAACCCCGAAGGCCACCUUAUAAUUGCCCAGGUAGCCACAAACCCGCUGGGCCUUGUUGAGACAGAGAAUACAACUAGUGAAAUGGACCCAUCCCAUAGUAAGUUCUUAAAAAUCCUGUCCGGUGACCCAUACUGUGAGAAGGAUGCCCAGGAAGUACACUGUAAUGAGGCUGCCAAGUGGAACGUGAACGCUCCACCUACUUUCCACUCGGAGAUGAUGUAUGACAAUUUCACCCUGGUCCCUGUCUGGGGAAAGGAAGGCUAUCUCCAGGUCUGCUCUAACAGCCUCUGCUGUCACUUACUCUACGAGAGGCCCACCCUCUCCAAUGAGCUGUAUGCCCUGGGUGUCUUUGAUGGACUCCACACAGUGCACGGCACUUACUACGUCCAAGUCUGUGCCCUGGUCAAGUGUGGGGGUCUUGGCUUCGACACUUGCGGGCAGGAGAUCACAGAGGCACAGGGCCGAUUUGAUUUUCACCUGUGGGGGAACUUUAGCACUCGUUAUAUCUUUCCUUUAUUUCUCACCUCAGGGAUGACUCUGGACACCCCUACCCAGCUGGGGUGGGAAAAUGACCACUAUUUCUUGAAGAAGAGUGGACUGUCCUCUGGCCUGGUGACAGCAGCUCUCUAUGGGCGGUUGUAUGAGAGGGACUAGGAAGUGUGUGGCCAGUGGAGUGGGCUCUGCCAGCGUGCUGGGGCCCUCUCCGCCCAGAGGGUGGGAAGCCAUUUCCGUGGCACUGGAUCCCACCCUGGGAACUGUAAGAAGAUGGGAGAGGCAGUUCCUUCUUCCUUUCCACAUAAUGACUGAGACAUUUUCUGGUAUUUUCUAUUCACAUUCUUUUUCAAGCCACACCUUCUUCCCACUUCACAAUUGGUUUUAAAUGCUAAAAUAAAAAAUAAACAUCAGUUGUUAUUUUACAGUUCCACAGAG